GCCGGCAGUUGCAUCGCUCUCCACAUCUUGCGGUUCGUUCUUCUACCGCGAUAGCGACUAUUACUUUUGCAUUUUGAACUGUUAUUACAAACCGCAAAACAGAAUCGAAAUGUCGGCCUUGCUCUGCCCUCGACCCCUCUUUGGAGGCGCCAUCUCUCUUGAUCUCCCCCAGAACUCUAUCGAUGCCAGCGACUUGCGUCAGAUCCCUAAUAACCAAGAAGUGUUCCUCUUCCCGCAUUCGGACACAGCCCUGGUACUUGAGAUACUUGAAAUGGUUGAAGAGGGUGGUGCGCGGGAGGAUCUUUGGGAAGCUGCAAAAUUCCACUUCAACUCGAUCGCACAUGACAAUGCCUCUCUAGACUCUACCAUCCUCACGCCUGCACCUCCUUCUCCCAUCCCUUCAGCGCCGUCUGCGUCUCCCACUAUCGCGCCCCAGGCGGUGAUACUGAGCGGUACCCAGCGUAUCCACAAAUUCUCGCACGACCCCACUGGCGCGCCCCGGCCAGGGCACGAGAAUGACGUUGCGGAUGAUGUCUGGAUAGGACUCGCCCUCUGGAGGGUGUGGGUGGAAAGCGGGAACGGGAAGAAGAAGGCGGAUGUGGUGUUGAGCGUGAAUGUGAACCUGAGCGCUGUGGACGGAAGCGGGGAGAAGGAGAGGCGGCAGGUGGAAGGGUGGUUUGGGAAAGCGGUGGAGAGUUUAAAGGUUGUGGAUUAUGGGUUAUUCGGAAAUGUUGAAUAGAGUGUGAAGAAGAAGUACUACUGUUUCUAUUAAGAAUUUUACUGUUUCCUCAACGUCGUGCAUUCAAAAUGAU
Messenger RNA from Cryptococcus deneoformans JEC21, 812 nucleotides. RefSeq lists its product as hypothetical. NCBI's taxonomy places the organism in Eukaryota, Fungi, Basidiomycota, Tremellomycetes, Tremellales, Cryptococcaceae. The transcript is spliced from 3 exons. Gene Ontology annotation, biological process: protein import into nucleus. The coding region runs from base 110 to 739 and encodes 209 amino acids. The record is from RefSeq and is a predicted model, not a curated record. Gene Ontology annotation, cellular component: nucleus. Gene Ontology annotation, molecular function: guanyl-nucleotide exchange factor activity; small GTPase binding.